This is a messenger RNA of Emericellopsis cladophorae, 1104 nucleotides long. RefSeq lists its product as uncharacterized. The transcript has a single exon. NCBI's taxonomy places the organism in Eukaryota, Fungi, Ascomycota, Sordariomycetes, Hypocreales, Bionectriaceae. Bases 1 to 1104 code for a protein of 367 amino acids. The record is from RefSeq and is a predicted model, not a curated record.
AUGGUCGACAUGUCUAAAUCCGAUGUUGGUCUCGAUCAAACAACGAAUGCUAACCGUGGCUCUGACGAUCUUGACAUCGACGCAUUGAGACUGUACUUAUCAGAGACAGUCGAGUUUCGCGUGAGCGAAGAUGGCAACACGUAUACCCAUCCCGAGAGCAUGCGAGGAGUACCGGUCAACAAAAUCAGCGAAGACUCUCCGUACUGGAAUCGACACUGGAGAUCACUGGACGCUUAUAUUGCCCGUGAAGGAGAAGAGGAGCGGCUGAAGGCAGAGUGGACAGCCCGGUUGGUAGAAGCCAAGAAAGCCGUGCCUAUAACUGCAGAGCAGAAGAGGCAGAGAAAGCUUAUUGCUGAUACUGCCAAGCGUCACUCCGACAACUGUUCAAAACAACACAAGAUUGGCAAAAUGUUCGGCCCUACUACAAUCGCUCACCCGAACCAAGUCAUCAGUAAGCGAUACCUCCCAGACGAUGGUCUGUGCGAGCAGGAGACGAUGUACAGUCUUGCCCUUCGCCUGUACGACCUGGAGAUCCUCUAUCAACACGGCGAGCUAACCAUGCAACCUUGGGAUUUCCUUCGCUGGAGGAUUGGGCAGGCAGCUAUCCGCCGAAGCCGGCACAAGCUACCGGAUGAACAGAGAAAGUCUGCCAAGCGAGUUAUCACAAACAUGAUAGACAAGCACAGCUCCGACGACAAGAUGCUGCGCAUGAUGACAGCCUUUGCGUACCAGCUCAAGCAACCAUCAGGCAAGACUUUUGGUCGGACCAAAGAAUCGAAGCCUUACUAUAGCAACGGCAUAAACCAGGUCCAGAAGAAGAUCAAUGAACGCCAGGAGCGCAUUGCUUUCAAGGACCAGAUCAAUCGCCGCAGCCAGCAAACCUACGACAUGAACGUCGGCGGGCGCAAGGCACGGGAUGAACGUGCCAAAAGGCUACGUGAGGAAGCCGAGCAGGCUGCAAGGGAGAAAGAGCUCGAGCGGAGGGAGAAGAGACUUCGAUUAGCACAACAGUCGACCUACGGCGGAGUCAACGCGUAUCGUCAGCAACGCAGUGGUCAAACUCAAGGCCAUACUGCACCCAACGGCGGUCCUUGCGGGUCCUGA